AUGGCGUAUGAAUCGUGUCUGUCCAACGAAGUAGGGCAUGGACAUUAUGCGAAUCAAGGAUGCCAAGCACGAUUAAACCAAAAAAUGGACAAAACAAGAUCUCUUGGUCGUAAACCAAAGCAACCUUCAUCGGUGUCAUCAGAAGAUGUCUCUAAUCAUAAACCGGAGAAGCCUUUGCCAAACUAUCUGAAACCAACAAUCAGUUCAAGAACUACCCUCAAGUUCUUAAAGAAGAACAACAAUAGUCUUGAGGACAACAACCAGAAGCUUCUACGUAGAAGAUCCUUUGAUCCACCUCCAUCUUCUUUGACUUCUCCUUCUACUUCUCAGCGUAUCCAAACAACCCUAAACAUCUCUCCUUCUCCUAGAGAGAAGCCUGCCACAGCUCUACGCUCUUCUUCUUUACAUGGAAGCAGAUGUGUUCCAAGAGGAGGUACUAUUGUGAAAUCACCGCAUGUGGCUCCAAAGAAGAGCGGGUUGAGCAGUAGUAGUACUUCAAAGAGCAAAAAGGAAGGUCACGAAGAUGUUACAGCAAAGAAAGCACCUGCGAAAGAGAUUGCUUUAGAUACUGCUUCUUUGUCGUCUACUCAGGAAGAUGAAGAGAAGACUCUCAAGGUUGAGAGUGAUGUACAAGUUGGUGAUGAUAUAGAACAAGCCAAAGACGAAGAGGAAAAUAAAGAGGUGCAUGUAGCGGUUGUGCAUGAUUAUGAAUCCGGUGAAGAAAAAAAAAAAAAAAAAAAAAAAUGAAUCCGGUGAAGAGAAUAACUUUGAUGGACCAACAUUGGCUACUUCCCCUGUUGGGAAGAGAUUGUUAUUGCCAAAGAAGAAGAAGAAAGAUUAAUGAAUGAAGAUAACUCUGAAGAGAAAGAACAAGAGAACAAGGGUGAACUCUAUGAAGAGGUUAAAAAGAAGAUUGAUGAAGAUGAUACUUCAGAGAAGGUUGAUAUCGAUACAAGUUUGAAAGAAGUUGAGAGUGUCCAAGAGACCACGGAAGAACAAGAAGAAGUGAAAGAAGAAAAGGAAGUGAACAAAUAGGACAAGGAAGAGGUUGAGGAAGAGGAGAAUGAGAAAGUUAAAUUAAAGAAGAAAAAUUAGGAGAAGGAAACAAGAGCGAAGUAGUGAUAGGUAAGAAAGGAUCUUCAUCAGCCUAUAACGAUGUAAUAGCAAGUAAGAUUCAAGAGUCUAGGAAGAACAAAGUUUUGGCUCUUGCUGGAGCUUUUCAAACAGUCAUUGACUAUGAAACUGCUGCAUCUAAGUGAUCUCUAUUACUCUAUAACACAACAACAAGAAAUUUAAUCAACAAUGUUAUCUUUAGCUUUGAAUUCGAUGUUAACUUUUCUUUCUGUCUAACUAUCAUAUGCCUAACUCGUGAAUUGUAUUCUUUUCGAGUGAACAAAGAUACACGCACUUAAUUAGUUUGAAUGGAUUGGCGUGUAUCUAUGCAAUGACUUGAAGACUAGCUAGCUACUUUUAACUCCAAGAAAUUAUAUUAUGAAGCAAAACUUAAUGGUUUAAUGGACAUCUGGAUGUGAAGCUGAUAGUUUGGAGCACUUAUUAUUUGGAUACAAGUGUUAUUUUAAAGCGUCUAUGAAUAUACAGGCUUAAAGGAAGAAAUUAAUCAUUUCAAAAUAUCUGAUUGGUAUCUAGUUUACAUCCACUAGAAAAGCUUUGGUUGUGGUUCAAUUAAACUACACGUGGGAGAAGGGUCAUCAUAGAGUGUUAAUGUGGGAUCAUGAUUUCGUCGUUCAUUAGUAUUGUAAUUUUUGGACAUAAAGUGUUUUUGUUUGUUCUUACUAACUAAUAUUCGGUUUUAGUUCUGAUGUGUUAUAGUUUAAUAUUUUUCAAUAUAAAAAUAUUUGUACUCUAUUAGUAAUUAUAUUUUUGAUCAACAAGCAUCUUUUGAAUUUCAAUCCGGAUAUUAAUAUUUCAAAUACCAACACGAAUCAUACGAUACAUGUGAUGGUCAAGUAAACGUUAUCAAUCUCUAUAAAAAAAAUACCAAGUUGAAAGUGGCUUUAGAAAAUA
Molecule: messenger RNA, 2025 nt
Organism: Brassica rapa (field mustard)
Lineage: Eukaryota; Viridiplantae; Streptophyta; Magnoliopsida; Brassicales; Brassicaceae
Product: G-box-binding factor-like
Source: RefSeq, a predicted model, not a curated record